CCACCACCACCACCACCGCUACCACUGCCACCAUGCACCACCACCACCACCACUGCUACCACCACCACCUCACCACUGCCACCACCACUGCCACCACUCACCACCAAUACCGCCACCACCACUGCCACCACCACCACCGCCACCACCACCACCACCACCACCACCACCACCGCCACCGCCACCACCACCACCACCACUGCCACCGCCAUCACUACUGCUCACCACGGCCACCACCACCCUGCCACCACCACCACCACCGAGGAAAACUCUGUAGAUGCACCGAGCUGCGGAGGAAACACACUGCGGAGUGAACAACUGCAAGUCUGUCGUUGA
Molecule: messenger RNA, 333 nt
Organism: Perca flavescens (yellow perch)
Lineage: Eukaryota; Metazoa; Chordata; Actinopteri; Perciformes; Percidae
Product: salivary glue protein Sgs-3-like
Exons: 3
Source: RefSeq, a predicted model, not a curated record